GUAAGACAACUUUGGUCUUGGCAAUACAUUAGUAAUGUUUGAUAAUAAAUGGUAAGAUCUUUCUAAAAACGUCCUUUCAUUCUUUCUUUGGUUUCUUUCGACAUUAUAUUGAUUAGAAUGUACAGCAAACGUGGUCUAUACUCUUAGGAAAGACCAUCUACCAAUCAAAAUUCUCUCUUUCUAACGCCCCUAUAAAACUGUGUCCAUGACGAUAAAGAUUGUUCUCAUAUAAAAUGUUUCACUAGCAAUGUCUUGUCACUAGGUUGGUCCACGGUGUGCAUUAUUGUCUCCUUGCCAAAAUGGUGGCAAAUGUGUGGAUACAUGCACGGAAGAUGGGUUCAAGUGCCAAUGUAAAGAAAUGUUUAAAGGCAAAUAUUGCGAAAACGAAAGAAGUUUUGCCAGUUGCCAAGCAGCCUACGAAGCGGGUUAUCGCAAGGAUGGUGUUUACUUGCUUUCAAACAUUGGACACCAUUAUUGUGUUCUGAAUGGGACAACGACUUGUAGCGGCGUUGGAGGUUGGACACUAGUGUUAAAGACGGAUGGAAGACUGAACACAUUUCGAUACGAGUCAAGUCACUGGACAUCAAGCAGUGUCUACAACCACGUUUAUGCUUUGACAGAGGGUUUUCUUGGCGACCAGGAAGCGAAGUUUCCAGCAUUCAAUGCAUUGCCAUUUACUCGAGUUUGUGUUGGGAUGAGAUCGGGAAGUGAGAAAAGCUAUAUUACUCUAGGUCAUAGAUCAGCAUCACUUUUGACACACUUUAAAGGCUCAUUUUAUGGAACUUAUCAGCUAAAUAAUUGGCGCAAUUUGUUGAAAGGAAGCCAGCUCCAGCCCUAUUGUAAUAGACAAGGGUUCAAUAUCAUCAUUACCGGUAGUGUAAACGUUGGAGUGAGGAUUGGAAUCAUUGGCAACGACGCUAACGACUGCAUCACCCCUGAUUCAGCCAUUGGCAUAGGUAUUGGCGGUUCUCAUUUACAACCCACUGGCGUUUAUACUGGAGCGACAAUGAGUGCACAGAAGGUUUUCGGAUAUAUACUCAUAAAAUAAGUAGAUCCCGAACGAAGCAGCAAAGGUAACAGUGGCGUAGCGUCUAUGUAUGCUACGCUUGCGGCGCAAGCGUAAAAAUUUAUAGAUAAAUUCUAAAAUUCUUGCAACACUUUCAAUGCAUAACAAUUUCCGCAAUAAACGGCUUCUCUUUCUUGUCAUGAGCAGCAUGCAGUGAACUCUAGCGCCAACAGGCCAAUUGGCCCCAAUUGGCUAUUUUUCCAAGUAAACAGAUCGCUAAAAAUUAUGAAAUUCGAAAAAUCUGAAAAACUGAAGCCCCUCCACAUCACUCUUUUUGCCUGUCCAAAAUAAGAGAAACAUGUGAUGCUCCAGUACAGCUUCAGUGCAACUCGAGAGAAGCUUCUGAGAGAAGUGAGAAUUUUCCGGACUGGAGCUUGCGGUCGGCCUGAGCGCAAGCCUUCCCAAAUAUUUGAUAAUCCACAACAUUUUUCUACCUAUAAGCUGCUUUUUGCGAAUACUCUUUGCGUGAUACAUCAUUUCAAAUCCAAUUAUUUUCCUUUCUUUACUUUGUGACUGUUGAAAAGAGAAAAAGUUUCGUCAAAGUGGGUUCAGAGUCUAUUUGUCAUGAUCCGCAUUCCGUAAUUCAAGUCAAAAGGCUUGCCAGUAUAGUCAGAAUUUACGGACCAGGGCAUGCGGUAGACCUGAGCGCAAGCCUUGCCAAAUACAUGAUGAUUUGCCGGGACUAACUUUCUGAAACUUUACACAUGGAAGCAUCUUCAAUUCUAACAACUCUCACAGCUCACUAUUUUCAUCUUAGUUAACUAUGAGAGUAAAAAAUGAGCAGAAACUGUUGCUCCUGUUCGCUUAGGCUCUGCAGUGUGUUAACAAUUUCGCAAUGUGGAGAGCUCCUUCUUGCGGGAAUCCCCAGCUUCAUUAUAGCAUAAAAAAUUCUUACAUUAGGUGGGCAUUAGGUGAUGCCUUUUCUUGAGGAAUAUGAAUAAGAAUAAAAUCUUUUGCAAAGCAGUUUUAGCACUAGGAGUUAUUCUGAAAAGUCUUGCUAAACAAUUGAGCUUUUUUCAAAAACUUUCGCAUGGAUGAUAAUUUUUCCCUUGGCCCCUCUUCACUUUCCAACCUCUGUCGGAGCCUCUGAUGCUAAGAAUAGACACCUUGAUUGAUUAGAAUUAGAGUACAAAUAAUUUGUUACUUUGAAAAUCAAAAUUUGCUAUCACGAUUAUCAUUAAUUACCGCUUGUAUUUUUUAGAAACUGAAAUUACCAUUACAUUUAUUCAACAUAGCCGUAUAUUUUAUGUUACCGCAUGCCUAAGUUCUGCGCUCACGCUACGCCACUGAAAGGUAACGAAGUGAUGUCAUCAUGCUUCGACUGAUAUCUAGCACAUUCAGAGCACAGUACAAGUGACUUCUCGCAAGGCAACAAGAAUGUUCUUUAGAGGCAAACCAUGACUUAAAAUGGCACAGUUUAUAGCCCAGUGCAGUCAAUUUUUUUGCCUUGUUUCUGGUACACAGUUGUUGUUUGAUUAAAAAAUUCUGUAAGCCCGUCCAUUGUAUAAAGGAAAAAAAGGAGAAAUUAAAGGAAAAAGCUGAGAAACUUUAAAUUGCAUUGAAAUGGAGCAUUGGGCCUGGUUUUUUAAAUAUUAUUUUUAUUGGACAUGUAAAUCUGGUUUACUUCAAAAGCACGUUGUUUUUAUCCUAAAAAUGAACGAGGACACUGUUUCCGAGCGAUUGCCAAGCAGAAAUUCAGAUAAAUGCAACAGAAAUCAUUUUGCCUAUUGCAAAGUAUUUAAAAGAAGCAUUAAAAAGCAGAUUAGAUUUAAGCUAGCCUUAUUUUUUGAGGCUUGAGGUUUGAGCUAGCCUUACUUUUAAUUUUUUUCUGUUGUAGUUCGACCACAACUUCACUGUUCAUCUUUUAAUGUUUCUUUUAUUCUUAAAAAAUUGUUUUAGUCAUGCUUGUAGAUUUAACGGCAUUUUUAUUGAUAUUUAGAUUGUAAAACCUUUUACCUAUGUAAAAGUAUCGUUAAAUUUGAAAAAUAUCGGACAUGAAGUCAAAUCACUGCAAUAACAUGACAUUGGAGAACAAUUAAAACCGAAGAGAUCAGUGGCGGUUUUAAGGGGGGUUCAGGGGGGCAUGGCCCCAGGCCCCGCGUUUAUGAUAGCCAAAAGGGGCCCAUACCUAAGAAAAAAAUGGAAAUUGCAAAUAAAGAACAAGAGCUCCGCAGAUGUUUUGGGCCCCAGGCCCCGCAGUUUCUAAAACCGCCACUGGUAGAGUUGGUUUGGAGGAGGAAGGGGGAGUGGAGGGGCUUAUUUCAGUAGUCAGGUGCAAACGUUAGCAUUCGUAAAGAUUUUAAGUUUUAUGAAUACAAUUGUAGAGUUUUCGUGGAAACUGUAAUCAGGAUGAGAUCCAGAAAUUAUCUCCCUCUGAAUGAAAGCAGACAAUUUUUGAUGAGUGGCGGAAAAGCUUCCAACUUACAUAAGACUAGCAAGCAAAGAAAUAACAACAUGCUGCUAAAAGGAAAGUAUAAGAAAUAAACAAAGCAAACAGGUGAAUGCUUAGGGUAGUUCAGGGUAGUUCAGCUCCUAAAUAAUAUUCCAAAGUCUCCUUACAAUUAAAGAAGCUGAAAGCCUUAACAGCAACACGAGAUGUCAUAUGUUUUUGCCUUGAUUGAUUUCAAAUACUUUAAAAGUAAUUUUCUUUUACAUUUAGCAAUUAUUAUUCUUUCUUUGUGAGCUGUGACGUAAUUUCUUCGUCAUCCGAAAUUAAUUCUCAAAAUAUUACUAUUUAUAACGUACUAUUAAACCGUGUUUUAAUAAGUUAUAAAAACCAUUCACUUAUUAUCGUCAUGGAAUGUAAAUUAUGUGGCAUUGAUAGCAGUAAUAAAAAAAGUUGCAAUAGAUGGAAAAUAUCAAAUAUAGCUGAAAUUACUUGAAUUUUUAAACUCCUGCUAUUACGCUGGCAACCGGGAGGUUCCGGAACCUUAGGGCAAAACCGAUAGACUAGCCUGUAAUUGGUCUAAAAGGCAUUUGAUAAGUUUUCUUGCAGACAUUUCUUGCAAUCAUUUAAAACUUUCUACAAUAUCCAGAAAAACGAUUCCUCGUUAACAUUUUUAUCAAAAUAGUUAAACAAAAACCUUGGUUUUAACUUUUCCUCAAGAAGACAAGAGGCUUCUUAAUUAGAAAGGUCUAAAAAUUGUUUCGAAAUCUAAAAUACUAGCUUUUUCAGUCAGUCUACACAAUCACAUUUUCCUUCAACUAAUGAAAACGUAAAAUUUUUACCAAAAACAAACUGACACAAAUAUCCUUAAUUUUGUUUCAAUUUCAGUUAAACUUCAGCAAAUGUGAUAUUCGUACAGUCCGCCAAUUUUCCUCUUUUUCUUAACAAAAUAAAAAGUUUAAAGAAAUUGCCACAUUGAUUGAUAUGGUGCUGGUAUCUGAUUAAAAGUAUAAAAGUAAUUGGUCUGUUAUACAUGGUCUAAAACAGAUUCGAGACAUGAAUUAAACAUGACCCCGAAACAUAAUAGCAGAAAGAAAGAACGGGAGACAUAGAAGUAAUUUAUCGUCUGUUGUCCCAGAAGGAGGGAACCUGAUCUCGUGAGUAUUAGGUUUGCAAAAGCUGAAAUCGAUUUCUAAGAAAAGCUGUUAAAGAAUCCCACUGGGCCAAAGAACUGGUAAGGUUGCUUGCUCCCAAAAGAUUCGUUGUUCCCAAAGGAUGCAUCGCACUCGGUCGAUUUACAGAUAAUCACAAACUCAGUUCAUUUGUAAAUGAUGAGAAUUUGCAAAAAUAAACACAAAGUGAUUUAAUGCCUGAAUCUCAAUCUAUUUGACUCAACGUUUAAGAGUAAAAAUAGGAAACUAGUAAGACAGAUUUCUGUUCUUCGAUGAUCAAACUUUUCUGGUCAGCACAGGUUGGCCUACCACCUAUUGAAGAGAAACAUCAUCAAAUUAGAAGAUAGAAACGAUUUCCAAAUAUAUUCAGUGACAUACUUUUCAGUGAAAUACUUUAGAAUUUGUUUUACUUGUCAAUAAUAAUCGAGUAAGACUUCUAGCGAGGGUGAAAAUAGCAUUUUCUCAAAAUUUUUGAGUUGAUAUUCAGCCAGAGUAAUUGCAACAAAUGGAGAAAUUCGUAAAGAUCCUGGUUAACCGGUCUUAACAUAAAUAAUACUUGAUUAAAAUAUGCUUGAUUACCAAAGAUUCGAGAUGAAAUGUAACGCAACACAAGAGGCGAAAGAGCAGACCUUUGCGGGAAUCCUACACUCUUACACACAUUAUAAAUUAACAAAUUGCAGUAUCAAAUCUAACUCGCCUGUAUCAUAUACAUUGAUGCGUUAUAUCUAAGUACUUGUAUGUUCCAAAACAUGGGUCGCCAAACACUCCAUUGGUUGCAGGUAGCCGACAAAAUCUUCUUGCAUUGCAUCUGCUUUGGGCGAUUUGUAGAGACCU
Rhopilema esculentum is the source of this 5458-nucleotide messenger RNA. RefSeq lists its product as uncharacterized. NCBI's taxonomy places the organism in Eukaryota, Metazoa, Cnidaria, Scyphozoa, Rhizostomeae, Rhizostomatidae. The record is from RefSeq and is a predicted model, not a curated record.